GUCUCCCUCUCUCCCCCUCUCUCAGUAUAUGACCACUGAGUAUAUGAUAUGAGUCAGUGGUGCUGACGACAGUGGGACACUGACUGUGUCUCAGAGUCCUCUCCUCCCCUGCCGGACUGAGUAUCCCAGGCUACAUGACAGGCAGCACCUCUUUUAUUCACACAAGCAGCCCAGGAGGCCGGCCUGGUCGGGGCCGGGGCUGGUAGAGGGGGCAGGGCUAUGGUAUGGUAAUGUGCUCAGAGGAAGUGAGCGCAGGGUAGUGGAAUGCUGCUGAGAUUAGUAGGACUGACUGACUGCCUGGGAGUUGAGCUGGCUGAUCAAGGCUGGCAGGACAGCGCUAACCGCUAGCUGCUGAAAGCCUUUCCGGAGAUACUGGGGAUUAUUAGCAUCAGGGCCUAACCAGCGGAUGAAAACAUGCCCCAUUUCACAGUGGUACCGGUGGAGGACAGCGCUACGUCCAACUAUGACAGUUUGGAAGGAAUUAACUGGGUGGACUACAGAGACACAGGACAGGGGGGACACCCUGGACAUCUAGACACUGUCAGCUCUGAUGGCCAUGGAAAUCACAUGGAGGAUAGUCCUUUCCUCAGCAGUGGAGAUGCUGACAGGAAGACUGAUUUCUAUGACAGGAACCUGGCCUUAUUUGAGGAGGAGUUGGACAUCCGUCCCAAGGUGUCAUCCCUCCUCAGCCGGCUGGUCAACUACACCAACAUUACCCAGGGGGCCAGGGAGCACGAGGAGGCCGAGAACACAGAGACGUCACGCAGGAAGGCCCCAAAGUCCCCCAACAUGGGUACCCUGAUGGGAGUCUACCUGCCCUGUCUACAGAACAUCUUUGGUGUCAUCCUGUUCCUUCGUCUAACGUGGAUCGUGGGCACAGCCGGCAUCGUCCAGUCAUUCCUCAUCGUCCUCAUGUGCUGCUCAUGUGUUAGUACACAGUGCUGUGAAAAAACAAUGCUCACUGCCAUAUCCAUGAGUGCCAUAGCUACAAAUGGUGUUGUCCCAGCCGGAGGGGCGUACUUCAUGAUCUCUCGUUCCCUGGGUGCUGAGUUUGGGGGGGCUGUAGGAAUCUGUUUCUACCUGGGAACAACCUUCGCUGCUGCCAUGUACAUACUGGGAGCUAUAGAGAUCUUCCUGAAAUACCUGGUUCCCCAGGCAGCCAUCUUCCACGCCAGCGACCACCACGGGGGCGACAGUGCCAUCCUCAACAACAUGAGGGUGUACGGCACCAUCUGUCUCAGCCUCAUGGCCGUGGUGGUCUUUGUGGGGGUGAAAUACGUCAACAAGCUGGCCUCUCUCUUCCUGGCCUGUGUCAUCAUCUCUAUCGUCUCCAUCUACGCCGGGGCCAUUAAGUCCGUUUUCCAACCGCCCGACUUCUCGAUCUGUAUGUUGGGUAACAGGACAUUGGUGAGAGAUCAGUUUGACGUGUGUGGUAAGACGGUUCUAGAGGGCAAUGUGACUGUACCUAGUCAGCUGUGGAGGAACUUCUGUAGCUCUGGCAACAUGAGUAGUCCUCAAUGUGACGACUACUUCAACCAGAACAACGUUACAGAGAUACAGGGAAUACCAGGACUGGCCAGCGGCAUCAUCAGAGAUAACAUGUGGGGAGACUACCUGGAGAAGGGUCAGAUCUUGGAGAAGGCAGGUCUGCCCUCAGUAGACGUCCACGGGGCUGUGGAGAGCUUCGGCCUGUACGUCUCAGCUGACAUCGCUACCUCCUUCACCCUCCUGGUGGGAAUCUUCUUUCCCUCCGCCACAGGUAUCAUGGCAGGCUCCAACAGAUCAGGAGAUCUGAAGGAUGCUCAGAAGUCCAUCCCUAUUGGAACCAUCUUGGCUAUAACCACUACUACCCUUGUCUAUUUCAGCUCUGUGGUUCUGUUUGGGGCCUGUAUUGAAGGAGCGGUCCUAAGGGACAAGUUUGGGGAUGCAGUCAGUAAGAACCUGGUUGUGGGGACUCUGUCCUGGCCCUCCCCCUGGGUCAUCGUGAUUGGCUCCUUCUUCUCCACCGUGGGGGCGGGACUACAGUCCCUGACCGGCGCCCCUCGUCUCCUACAGGCCAUCGCCAAGGACAACAUCAUCCCCUUCCUCAGGGUGUUUGGUCAUGGCAAGGCCAAUGGGGAGCCAACCUGGGCACUGUUACUGACAGGGCUCAUCGCUGAGCUGGGCAUCCUCAUAGCCUCUUUGGACAUGGUGGCCCCCAUUCUCUCCAUGUUCUUCUUGAUGUGCUAUCUGUUUGUGAACUUAGCCUGUGCUGUGCAGACUUUACUACGGACACCCAAUUGGAGGCCUAGGUUUAAAUAUUACCACUGGGCUCUGUCUUUUCUGGGUAUGAGUAUGUGUCUGGCUCUGAUGUUCAUCUCCUCCUGGUAUUAUGCCAUCGUGGCCAUGUGCAUCGCUGGCAUGAUCUACAAGUACAUUGAGUACCAGGGAGCGGAGAAGGAGUGGGGAGAUGGGAUACGAGGUUUGUCCCUCAGUGCUGCGCGCUACUCUCUGCUACGGCUGGAGCAUGGACCACCUCACACUAAAAACUGGAGGCCCCAGGUCCUGGUGCUGUUGAAGCUGGAUGAGGACCUCCAUGUGAAGUAUCCCCGUCUGUUGACCUUUGUCUCCCAGCUGAAGGCAGGGAAGGGCCUGACCAUAGUGGGCUCUGUCAUCCAGGGACAGUUCCUGGACAGCUACGGAGAAACACAGGCCUCUGAACAGGCCGUAAAGAACAUGAUGGAGAUCGAGCGGGUGAAGGGAUUCUGCCAGGUGGUUGUGGCGUCCAAGGUGAGGGAGGGCAUUGCCCACCUGAUCCAGUCAUGUGGCCUGGGGGGCAUGAAGCACAACACAGUGGUGAUGGGAUGGCCCUACGGAUGGAGGCAAAGUGAAGACCCUCGCGCAUGGAAGACAUUCAUUAAUACAGUCCGCUGUACCACAGCAGCCCACCUGGCUCUGAUGGUGCCCAAGAACGUUUCCUUCUACCCCAGCAACCACGAACGCUUCACAGACGGCACCAUCGAUGUGUGGUGGAUCGUCCAUGACGGAGGAAUGCUCAUGCUGCUACCUUUCCUGCUCAAACAGCACAAGGUUUGGAGGAAGUGUAAGAUGCGUAUCUUCACUGUGGCCCAGAUGGAUGACAACAGUAUUCAGAUGAAGAAGGACCUGGCUACGUUCCUGUACCAGCUGAGAAUAGAGGCAGAGGUGGAGGUGGUGGAAAUGCAUGACAGCGACAUCUCGGCCUACACGUAUGAGAGGACUCUGAUGAUGGAGCAGAGGUCUCAGAUGCUCAGACAGAUGAGGCUGUCCAGCGCAGAGAGAGAAAGAGAGGCCCAGCUGGUAAAGGACAGACACUCUCUGAUCCGUAUGGGCAGCCUGUACUCAGACGAGGAGGAUGAGGUGGUGGAGCCUGUAGCUGAUAAGAUCCAGAUGACCUGGACCAAGGAGAAGUACGAGGCAGAGAGGAGGAACAGGAACAACGCACCAGAGAACUUCAGAGAACUCAUGAGCCUCAAACCGGACCAGUCCAAUGUGCGGCGGAUGCACACGGCAGUGAAGCUGAACGAGGUGAUCGUCAACAAGUCCCAUGAUGCUCGUCUGGUGCUGCUCAACAUGCCGGGGCCGCCACGCAACACAGACGGAGACGAGAACUGUAUCCUUCACUAACAGCCGCUCUCAUUGUACUGGACAACACUGGUCUUAGAGAUAUGGAGUUUCUGGAGGUGCUGACGGAAGGUCUGGAGAGAGUGCUGCUGGUGAGAGGAGGAGGCCGAGAGGUUAUCACUAUCUACUCCUGACCUAUCAGAAACCACUCGGCUCACAGGUCACGACACUGCCUCGACAGGAGACAUUCCACCCCGACCACCGGGGGCACUGCAGCACCGGUAGCAGCAUCCAGCCGAUCCUCAACAUACAGUACAUACAAACUGAGCCAAUUAAUGAUGGAAUUAAGAGGACUUUUAUUGUGGAAUUUGAGGACCACAGAAAGCAAUAAUAAUUUGCCUGGCAUUUCUGCGGAAUGUAUUGCCUUCCAUGAGGACAGUAACCUUUAAAGAUGACAUGCUAUAAUUCCCUCAUGAAUCCCUUAUUGCCAAGGCAACUAAAGCUUGGGUCAUUCACAAACCUAUUUCUGCAAUAGGAGACCAUUAACAACUGCUACUUUUACACAUACACAUAAUUUUCUAUGUCGACUGAGUCAGUAUUUUUGUAUUGUUUGCAGCAAAGAAAUGAUGGUGGGCUUUCCCUCAUCAAGGAUUAGCUUUCCAGAUAGCACAGUCUUGGGUGGUCCGUAUGAAGGCCUCUGUGUUGAGUGCCAAUUUGAGUUAUUUUUUCACAACCUUUUUAUGGUUGGUGGAAUAAUAACUUUUGUAUUUAUUUUCUUAUUUAUUUUCAGAACCUUCCCCCGAUGAGGAUAAGAUUUUUCGGAUUGUAGAUAAUGAAAUGCUAGUUGGGGUAUUUCAACAGAUGGCGCAGAGAGUGCUUGUACAUGUGGAUGCCAGAGAUUGUAUUGAAACAUUAUUUUACUGGAUUAUGAUUUGUAAUUGUUGAAAGAGAAGAGGUUUUAAAUCAUUGACAAUUAUACAUUACAUGUAAUCUGCUCUUUCUGUACAAAAGUCAUUAUUAUAGGCAUGAAGACUACUUUCAGGGCCACCUGAACAGAGUAGCAUAUGCACGCAUUUCCUUUUCUUUAAUGUAGACUGCAAGAGCUUUAAAGGCGAAGAGUAUUUUUCUGAACUUAGCAAUAAAAUCAUGAUUAAUUUCCCUAUUCAACCAGAAUUGAACUAUCUUGACUUCAGAUAUAUCAAUGUGUUCAUAAAAUAAGAUGGUAGAAAUACAGAAACCUCAAAGCAUUAUUUACUUAAGAGAAAGGCAAAAUAAAAACGAUAUAACCUAUGAAUACAGAAUACAACAUUCCUGAGAUGACUGUAGGAGGCAUUACAGUAUAUUAACAUGUUACAUACUGUUUCACUGUAUACACUUGUGAGGAAAUGUUACAUUAAUGUUAAUUUUAAGAUGAAAUCGUCACUUUCUAUGAAAUAGUUUCAUUGUGAAACUCAAGUUUGUGUGAUGGACAUCAAGGUCUGUGUCCUCAGAAAAAUAAAGAUAGUUUGUAAAUGCCUCA
Salmo salar (Atlantic salmon) is the source of this 5101-nucleotide messenger RNA. Lineage: Eukaryota; Metazoa; Chordata; Actinopteri; Salmoniformes; Salmonidae. The record is from RefSeq and is a predicted model, not a curated record.